AUGUCCACUUCGCAGCCGGACAUGGCCAUUUCGACAGCGGCCGCGGCCCCUGACCGAUCCGCACAGUUUCGAGAAUCAAUCUCUCAGCCCGUUAUCGCCGCAUUCUGCGCCGGAGGUGUCGCCGGCGCUGUCUCCCGAACCGUUGUCUCCCCCCUAGAACGACUCAAGAUUCUCAUGCAGAUCCAGAGCGUCGGACGCGAUGCGUAUAAGCUAUCAGUAGGGAAAGCUCUGAUGAAAAUGUGGAAGGAGGAAGGUUGGAGGGGGUUCAUGCGAGGCAAUGGCACCAACUGUAUUCGCAUUGUUCCCUACUCUGCUGUGCAAUUCAGCAGCUACAACUUCUACAAGCGGAAUAUCUUUGAACGUUACCCAGGAGCUGAUCUAGCACCCCUCACUCGCCUCGUUUGUGGUGGCCUUGCUGGCAUAACGUCAGUUUUUCUUACAUACCCUCUCGAUAUUGUUCGGACACGAUUAUCCAUCCAAUCUGCAAGUUUCAGCGAGCUAGGAGCUCGACCAGACAAACUGCCGGGAAUGUGGACUACAUUGACGCAGAUGUACAAAACGGAGGGCGGUAUGUCUGCACUAUAUCGAGGCAUCCUUCCUACUGUUGCUGGAGUGGCACCAUAUGUCGGCCUUAAUUUCAUGGUCUAUGAAUCUGUCAGGAAGUACCUGACGCCGGAGGGAGAGCAAAACCCCAAUGCAAGCCGCAAGCUGCUCGCCGGUGCCGUCUCUGGAGCUGUUGCACAGACUUGCACAUACCCCUUCGAUGUUUUACGGCGUCGGUUCCAGAUCAACACCAUGUCGGGCAUGGGCUAUCAGUACAAGGGUAUUACAGACGCCAUCCGAGUCAUUGUGAUGCAAGAAGGAGUCAAGGGUCUCUACAAAGGUAUUGUGCCCAACCUUCUGAAAGUCGCUCCCAGUAUGGCAUCGAGCUGGUUGAGUUUCGAGAUGACACGCGACUUCCUGGUUGAUCUCAGACCCGACUCUGAGUCACGCUCCUUAUGA
Molecule: messenger RNA, 1002 nt
Organism: Fusarium sp. VM40
Lineage: Eukaryota; Fungi; Ascomycota; Sordariomycetes; Hypocreales; Nectriaceae
Source: the annotation of a GenBank genome assembly